Molecule: messenger RNA, 1384 nt
Organism: Hibiscus syriacus
Lineage: Eukaryota; Viridiplantae; Streptophyta; Magnoliopsida; Malvales; Malvaceae
Product: WAT1-related protein At5g47470-like
Exons: 7
Coding region: 266-1384 (372 amino acids)
Cellular component (GO): plasma membrane
Molecular function (GO): transmembrane transporter activity
Source: RefSeq, a predicted model, not a curated record
AGACACACCCUUUGCGAAUAACCUGGAGAAAGUUAAGUACCAAUAGACAGAGAAACAAAAAUGCUAUCAUUUGGUUGCCAUUACAUAACCCGAAACCAAAAACAAAGAAAGAAGCUCAACUGAUUUGAUAUAGAAAAUCAGAAACAAACAUUUUGAACAACAAAUAAACAAAAAUGUGGCGGGUGUACAUAACUUUUUCCUGCGUUUCUUUUUGUCUCUUUUGUUCCCUGUUUGGAAGGAAAGAAAGUGGGGGAGGAAAGUAAAGAUGGUGGUGUACUUGAAAAAACUUAUGCUUGAAGAUGUGGCGAUAAUAGGAGGAUUGGUAGGGGUGCAAUUUGUUUAUGCAGGCAACUCUGUUUUACUUGCUUAUCUUAUGUCCCUUGGCCUUAGCCCUUUCACCAUUGUUAUUUACUUCACCCUCGCCACCUUCAUCAUCCUCUCCCCUUUUGCCUUUUAUUUCGAAAGGAGCCGAUGGCCGAACCAAUUAACCAUGAAGUUCAUAAUUCAGCUUGUUUUAAUCUCCUUUGGAGGAAUAACUUUGUUUCAAUACCUAUUCCUCAAAGGGAUUGAUCUAACUUCACCAGCAGUGGCAACAUCCAUGCCAAACCUUGCUCCUGGUCUAAUCUUUAUAAUUGCUUGGGCUUUCAGGUUAGAAAAAGUUUCUAUAAAUUGCAUAUACAGUAAAGUUAAGAUUGCAGGCACAUUCUUGUGUGUCAUAGGUGCCAUUAUAAUGAGUGUAAUCCAGAGCACCGUCUCGUCGGGAGAUGCGGUGAUGGAUACCGUAGUCAUUUAUAACGACAUCUUCAACAAAAAUAAGAUCAUCGGUUGCAUGUACCUCAUGGCAGCAGUCCUGGUUCUAUCAAGCAAUGUAGUAUUGCAGGCGACGACCUUGGGAAAUUUUCCUGCUCCGAUGUCCUUGUGUGCGAUAACGUCCUUGAUUGGAGUGAUUAUAACUUCACUGGUGCAGUUGUUUGAAAAUCAUGAUUUUGAAUGGGGUUGGCCUCUUGUUAGUGCUUGGAACCUACUUGGCUUUUCUCUACUGGGAGGAGCUGUGAGCGGAAUUUGUGUAAGCUUCAACGGAUGGGCAAUGAAGAAGAGGGGACCAGUGCUGGUCUCAAUGUUUUGCCCCAAUGGAACAGUCAUUGCAGUAGUUUUGUCUUUUGUUACAUUAGGACAAACCAUUUCAUUAGGAAGCGUCGCCGGAAUGUUCCUCAUGUUUACCGGCCUCUACUUCGUCUUAUGGGCUAAAGGGAAAGAAGUUUACUUGGCAAGGGAAGGCGAGUUCGACCCAGAGAAGCCGCUAUUGAGCUAUCAACUUCCUGUACGAAGAUCAACAAAAAAGCUCCAUAACAUGCAUGAUCGACGCAGGCCAUAUGAAGUGUGA